This is a messenger RNA of Naumovozyma castellii, 1359 nucleotides long. RefSeq names its product alkene reductase. The transcript has a single exon. The record is from RefSeq and is a predicted model, not a curated record. The coding region runs from base 1 to 1359 and encodes 452 amino acids. Lineage: Eukaryota; Fungi; Ascomycota; Saccharomycetes; Saccharomycetales; Saccharomycetaceae.
AUGCCUUCUUUCACAAAUAAAGAAAAAGUCCACAACAGAAAAGAUUAUAAAAGGAUGAUCAGAAUGGGAUACCUCAAUUCCAACAUCAUUAUAAAUCUUGUUAUUUUUUUUUUAGAACAACAAUACAUCAAAAAACUACUAAACUACAAAACAACGAUGCCUUUCGUCAAAGAUUUUACUCCAGUCGCCCUAGGUGACACCAAUUUAUUCAAGCCAAUUAAGAUUGGUAACAACAAAUUACAACAUCGUGUUGUUCUACCACCUUUGACCAGAAUGAGGGCCACUCACCCUGGUAAUGUUCCAAACAAGGACUGGGCUGUCGAAUACUACAACCAACGUUCUCAAAGACCUGGUACUAUGCUUAUCACUGAAGGUGCCUUCGUCUGUGCUCAAGCCGGUGGGUACGAUAACGCUCCAGGUAUCUGGUCCGAUGAACAGGUGGAACAAUGGAAGAAGAUUUUCGCCAAGAUCCACGAAAACAAAUCUUUUGUCUGGGUUCAAUUAUGGGCUCUAGGUAGACAAUCUUAUGCUGAUACUUUAGCCCGUGACGGUUUACGUUAUUACUCUGCCUCUGACAAUGUCUACAUGGAUGCUGAGCAAGAAGAAAGAGCCAAGAAGUCUAACAACCCACAACACGGUCUAACCAAGAAAGAGAUUAAGGAAUACAUCAAGUGUUAUGUCCAAGCUGCUAAGAACUCCAUUGCUGCUGGUGCCAAUGGUGUGGAAAUUCACAGUGCUAACGGUUACCUUUUGAAUCAAUUUUUGGACCCAAUCUCUAACAAGAGAACAGAUGAAUAUGGCGGGUCCAUUGAAAAUAGAGCUCGUUUCACUUUAGAAGUUGUCGAUGCUCUUGUGGAUGCCAUUGGUGAAGAGAAGGUUGGUGUUAGAUUCUCUCCAUACGGUAUUUUCGGUACCAUGUCUGGUGGUGCUGACCCAACUUUAUUAGCUCAAUAUGCUUACAUUUUAGGUGAAUUGGAAAAGAGAGCCAAGGCUGGUAAGCGUUUAGCUUUUGUUCAUUUGGUGGAACCACGUGUUACUGACCCAUUCUUAACUGAAGGUCAAGGUGAAUACACUGACGGUACUAAUGAUUUCGCUUACUCCAUCUGGAAGGGUGUUAUUAUCAGGGCAGGUAACUUGGCUUUACAUCCAGAAUCUGUGAAGCAAAUGGUUGCUGAUGACAGAACUUUGAUCGGUUACGGUAGAUUCUUUAUUGCUAACCCAGAUAUUGUUGACAGAGUAGAAAAGGGUCAACAAUUCAACAAGUAUGAUAGAGAUACUUUCUACGCUAUGACCGCUCACGGUUACACUGAUUAUCCAACUUAUGAUGAAGCUAUCAAGUUGGGUUGGGACAAACAAUAA